Messenger RNA from Heteronotia binoei (common prickly gecko), 2002 nucleotides. RefSeq names its product phosphorylase kinase catalytic subunit gamma 2 (gene PHKG2). Lineage: Eukaryota; Metazoa; Chordata; Lepidosauria; Squamata; Gekkonidae. Gene Ontology annotation, molecular function: ATP binding; calmodulin binding; phosphorylase kinase activity. The transcript has 10 exons. Gene Ontology annotation, biological process: glycogen biosynthetic process; protein phosphorylation. Gene Ontology annotation, cellular component: phosphorylase kinase complex. The coding region runs from base 159 to 1370 and encodes 403 amino acids. The record is from RefSeq and is a predicted model, not a curated record.
UGGGCCCGUCGUUCCCUGCUGCAUUCGAAGACCGCGGACCAAUCAGAGAGGGAAAAGGCGGAGCUUGGGAGUCGCCGGUUGCCGCGGGGUCAUUCGCUCAGUCCCAAUUAAGGCGCCGCCUGGUCUCCUCUCCGCAUCCCCUCCACUCCUGUGGCAGGAUGACCCGGGACGUGGGCCUUGAUGACGAACUCCCAGACUGGGCUGGAGCGAAGGAGUUUUACCAGAAGUAUGAUCCUAAGGACGUCAUUGGCAGGGGUGUGAGCAGUGUGGUCCGGCGCUGCAUCCACAAACAGACAGGCCAGGAGUAUGCGGUAAAGAUUAUCGAGCUAACCCCGGAGCGCAUGACCCCCCAGCAGCUGGAGGAGGUGCGCCUGUCUACAGGCAAAGAGAUUGAGAUUUUGCGGCAGGUCUCCGGUCAUCCCUACAUCAUUACUCUUAUAGAUUCCUAUGAGUCAUCCACCUUCAUGUUCCUGGUAUUUGACUUGAUGAGGCGUGGAGAGCUUUUUGACUAUCUUACCGAGAAGGUGACCCUUAGUGAGAAAGAGACCAGGUGCAUCAUGCGAGCCCUUUUGGAGGCCGUGAGCUACCUUCACGCGAACAACAUCAUCCAUCGGGACCUCAAGCCCGAGAACAUUCUCAUGGACGACCAGCUAAACAUCAAGCUCUCCGAUUUUGGCUUCUCCUGCCACCUGGAGCCAGGAGAGAAACUGCGAGAACUCUGUGGAACUCCUGGCUACUUGGCCCCAGAGAUCCUUAAAUGCUCCAUGGACGAGACUCACUCUGGCUAUGGGAAGGAGGUGGACCUCUGGGCCUGCGGAGUCAUCUUCUUUACCCUCCUGGCUGGCUCCCCCCCUUUCUGGCACCGCAAGCAAAUGCUGAUGCUUCGGAUGAUCAUGGAGGGGCAGUACCAGUUUGGUUCUCCGGAAUGGGAUGACCGGUCCGAUACAGUCAAGGACCUGAUCUCUCGAUUGUUGCAAGUGGACCCAGUGCAACGCUUGACCGCUGAGCAGGCGCUCCAGCACUCGUUCUUCCAGCGCUGCGGCAGCCGUGAGCUCCAGCACUUCAGCCCCUUCCACAAAUUCAGAGUGGCCGCGUGGACGGUCAGGGCCUCCAUCCGCAUAUUCUCCAACUACCGACGGGUGCGGCCGGUCACCAAGGAGCUGCUGAUGUCCGACCCUUACGGGCUCAAGGGGGUGCGCAAACUGAUCGAUGCCUGCGCCUUCCGCAUCUACGGACACUGGGUCAAGAAGGGCGAGCAGCAGAACCGGGCCGCUCUCUUUGAAAACGUCCCCAAGGCCAUCCAGCUGGUCUUGCUCAGCGGAGAGGGAGAGGAGCCCCCGUCAGCUGCCGUGGACGACCUUCCCAACUAGAGACCAGAUUGCCACUCCUGGGACAACUGGGAUCGCAGGGUCUCUGAAAGCCGUGGAGGAGGAAGGAGGGAGCUGCUUGGAGAACGGCUCCCCCCCCCCCUUCCUGGCGGACUGGCAAGUUGUGGAGACCUCUUGGGAGGGGAACAUUUGCCCUUGCAUGCAAAGGGGUCCAACCCUGUGGGGAACCAGGGAACUUGCCUUCAGGAUCACGGGGUCCUGAGCAUGUAGCCGGCAGGAGUGAGGGACCUUAGAUCUGCCUGGAGCCAAGAACACAGAGUGUCCAUAUUGUUUGGAGAUGUUAGGGUUACAGAGAUGUGGGGGGGCCGUGGGGGGAGGGAGGGGUGUGUGGCAGUGACUUUUUCUACAUCUCUUCCCACAGCGAGGAGAUACCCCGUCUCCCACCCAUUCCAGCUGCCAAAUUCCCCUACUGCUGUGUGAAUGGAUGUCGUGUAUGGUCAAUGCUGGUUGGCUGCUGGCCCAGAGGGGAUGGGAGGAGGUACCAGGACUGGACACUGCAGCCCUCUGCUUCUCUGCUAAAGGGAACUGGGUUGGGCCCUUCUGUCUGCCUCUUUGUUUGCAUCCCCCACCUCUGCCUGUGUCGUCAUUGGAAUAAAAAUGGAAAUGUGGCCCAA